AAAAAUUGUGGCCCGGGGGGGUCCCAAUCCGGACCAUAGCUAGCGUUAAAUUAGAUUGAAUUUAACUCCACCGUUGGAUUUCAGACUUACUCUUCUCCGUCAUCUCUCUCACAUUCAUUCAAGCCUUACACAUCACCACCAAUUCAUCGACUCAAGCCCUGGACUCAACUCCGCCUUCGUCUCCCUCUUUCUGGCGACUUGCGAGUUGCGACCACCAUCACCACCAUCGUCUCCUUCCUCUUUUGCUUUGGCUUUGCUGGAUUUUGGGUCUCCUUGUAGGCAAAGAUCGAGCUGGCUCAAAUCUAAUCCCCAAAGUCAGCAUGGUUUUGUACCAGGUGAUGCUGGAUUGUAUCGAUGCCAAGAACUUGAGUGGUAGUGGCGGCAUGGGGUUUGGACUCACCCCUCCGUCUAAAUUUAGCAGUGGACACUUGCCCUCCAAUGUCAUACUGGUUCGAACAAUUCCAGCUGUUAAGGAUGGGAGUGGGUCUGCUUCUGAUAAUGACGGAACCAUUGAUUCAGAAGAUGGAGUUUAUGGAGGCAGGUACUCGCUGGAUUUGUCACUGCAAGAUGAUAGGGUUCUAAGUGGUGCUGCUCAUAAGUAUGGGAAGCCGUCGCAAGGGCAGACCAAUUAUGGUAGUGAUUCUACUUACUCAGACGUCAGUUCCUUGAUGUACACUGUUGUGGGGAGACAGAAACCAGUGCAGUCUAGUUUCCAAACUCAAAAUCCUUCUACCCAGCUCGCCCCGUUCCAUUACAUUUUAAAAUGAGUACGGUCCGAUUCCUUUAAAUUUGGGCCCAACUUGGCCGUGCCCAGCCCUACACCCACCAUUCUUAUUUUCCCACAAACUUUUAAUGAAAUUUUUAUGAUAAAUUUAUUCAUUUAUAAAAUGCUACGAAGACCUAAACAAAAAAAAUAAAAUAAAACAAAGGGUUUAAAAAAUUUUAUGCACUUUUGCUCAC
Molecule: messenger RNA, 960 nt
Organism: Malus domestica (apple)
Lineage: Eukaryota; Viridiplantae; Streptophyta; Magnoliopsida; Rosales; Rosaceae
Source: RefSeq, a predicted model, not a curated record